UAGGUGUUUAGGGAGUAGCUGCCGUUUAUCCCUUCCCAAGACAGCAGAGGCGCUGCUGUGCUCAUAGAAGGCUGAAGUGGUAAGGGAUCUUGUGGCUGUCAGGAUGGCAGAGGAGCAGGAGUUCACCCAGCUCUGCAAGUUGCCUGCGCAGCCCUCCCACCCACACUGCGUGAACAACACCUACCGCAGCGCACAGCACUCCCAGGCUCUGCUCCGAGGGCUACUGGCUCUCCGGGACAGUGGGAUCCUCUUCGAUGUUGUGCUGGUGGUGGAGGGCAGACACAUCGAGGCCCAUCGCAUCCUGCUAGCUGCAUCCUGUGAUUACUUCAGAGGAAUGUUUGCUGGGGGAUUGAAAGAGAUGGAACAGGAAGAGGUCCUGAUCCACGGCGUGUCCUACAAUGCUAUGUGCCAAAUCCUACAUUUCAUAUACACCUCCGAGCUGGAGCUCAGCCUGAGCAAUGUGCAAGAGACACUGGUGGCUGCCUGCCAACUUCAGAUCCCAGAAAUUAUCCAUUUCUGCUGUGAUUUCCUCAUGUCCUGGGUAGACGAAGAGAACAUUCUUGAUGUCUACCGGCUGGCAGAGCUGUUUGAUUUGAGCCGCCUGACUGAGCAACUGGACACCUACAUCCUCAAAAACUUUGUGGCCUUCUCUCGGACUGACAAGUACCGCCAGCUUCCACUGGAGAAGGUCUACUCCCUCCUCAGCAGCAAUCGCCUGGAGGUCUCCUGCGAGACCGAGGUAUACGAGGGAGCCCUUCUCUACCAUUACAGCCUGGAGCAGGUGCAGGCUGACCAGAUCUCGCUGCAUGAGCCCCCAAAGCUCCUUGAGACAGUGCGGUUUCCGCUGAUGGAAGCUGAGGUCCUGCAGCGGCUGCAUGACAAGCUGGACCCCAGCCCAUUGAGGGACACAGUGGCCAGUGCCCUCAUGUACCACCGGAACGAGAGCCUACAGCCCAGCCUGCAGAGCCCGCAAACGGAGCUGCGGUCGGACUUCCAGUGCGUUGUGGGCUUCGGGGGCAUUCACUCCACGCCGUCCACUGUCCUCAGCGACCAGGCCAAGUAUCUAAACCCUUUACUGGGAGAGUGGAAGCACUUCACUGCCUCCCUGGCCCCCCGCAUGUCUAACCAGGGCAUCGCGGUGCUCAACAACUUCGUAUACUUGAUUGGAGGGGACAACAAUGUCCAAGGAUUUCGAGCAGAGUCCCGAUGCUGGAGGUAUGACCCACGGCACAACCGCUGGUUCCAGAUCCAGUCCCUGCAGCAGGAGCACGCCGACCUGUCCGUGUGUGUUGUAGGCAGGUACAUCUACGCUGUGGCGGGCCGUGACUACCACAACGACCUGAAUGCUGUGGAGCGCUACGACCCUGCCACCAACUGCUGGGCAUAUGUGGCUCCACUCAAGAGGGAGGUGUAUGCCCACGCAGGCGCGACGCUGGAGGGGAAGAUGUAUAUCACCUGCGGCCGCAGAGGGGAGGAUUACCUGAAAGAGACACACUGCUACGACCCAGGCAGCAACACUUGGCACACACUGGCUGAUGGGCCUGUGCGGCGCGCCUGGCACGGCAUGGCGACCCUCCUCAGCAAGCUGUAUGUGAUCGGGGGCAGCAACAAUGAUGCCGGAUACAGGAGGGAUGUGCACCAGGUGGCCUGCUACAGCUGCACGUCUGGACAGUGGUCUUCCGUCUGCCCACUCCCUGCUGGGCACGGUGAGCCUGGCAUUGCCGUGCUGGACAACAGGAUCUAUGUGCUAGGUGGCCGCUCACACAACCGUGGCAGCCGCACGGGCUAUGUGCACAUUUACGAUGUGGAGAAGGACUGCUGGGAGGAGGGGCCCCAGCUGGACAACUCCAUCUCAGGCCUGGCGGCCUGUGUGCUCACCUUGCCUCGCUCCCUGCUCCUCGAGCCGCCCCGCGGUACCCCUGACCGCAGCCAGGCCGACCCGGACUUUGCCUCUGAGGUGAUGAGUGUGUCUGACUGGGAGGAGUUUGACAACUCCAGUGAGGACUAGGCUUCCUGUGCCUGGUGUCAGAGGGAAGGGCGGCUGGGGCUGCAGGGCAGUGAAACCCACGCAGCCUAGGCCACAGCACUUUACUCCAGGGCAGGACCCCCUGCCCCUGUUGGCCACAGCUUGGGGGCCCUGCCCUCUUUCUUCACACCAGCCCCUUGGCCAGCCUGCCGCAGGCAUCUCAGGGCCGUGCAGAUCCCGGCCUGUGGAUUACAUCACAGCAGGAAAUGCUUCUGAAAGGCUUUGGUCUUCCUCAGUGAGCCCUGGAGGGGUUGGCCUUCUCUUUCCUCCCUGCCUAGAUCAGUCCUUAUCCAAAGGGACCUGGGAGCUGACAGCCUGGGCAGGGGGGCUGAGGUACGUGGCAGCCCUCUUUCUGUGAAUGGGGUGGGCCUGUGGGAGUAGCUGGGGUUGGAGGAUGAGAGCUCCUGAGGGGCAGAGGAGCAGAGAUGCGUCAGCUCUCCUGGGACUGGCUCUGUGAUAAAAAGACCCCUCCCGCUGGGUUUUUAGACCCCAUGUUGUUGAUCAAUGAAAUAAAGCAUCUUACAGAAGGUGUUAACUGUU
Molecule: messenger RNA, 2566 nt
Organism: Mandrillus leucophaeus (drill)
Lineage: Eukaryota; Metazoa; Chordata; Mammalia; Primates; Cercopithecidae
Gene: KLHL22
Product: kelch-like family member 22
Exons: 7
Coding region: 104-2008 (634 amino acids)
Biological process (GO): protein monoubiquitination; positive regulation of TORC1 signaling; cell division
Cellular component (GO): nucleus; Cul3-RING ubiquitin ligase complex; cytosol
Molecular function (GO): protein binding
Source: RefSeq, a predicted model, not a curated record